Aspergillus caelatus is the source of this 964-nucleotide messenger RNA. RefSeq names its product F1F0 ATP synthase subunit d. The transcript has 4 exons. Gene Ontology annotation, molecular function: proton transmembrane transporter activity. The coding region runs from base 122 to 643 and encodes 173 amino acids. The record is from RefSeq and is a predicted model, not a curated record. Gene Ontology annotation, biological process: proton motive force-driven ATP synthesis. Lineage: Eukaryota; Fungi; Ascomycota; Eurotiomycetes; Eurotiales; Aspergillaceae.
GGUCACGUGAGAGACAUCCCCAUUCCAAACCUUUGCCGAGUUGAUCCUCACUCCCGGAACCUCAGUCUUUGCACGUUGAACUCCCCCCUCCCACCGAUAUCCCUCCAAUCCACACUUCAAAAUGGCCGCCCGCAGCGCCGCUCUUAAGAUUGACUGGGUCAAGGUGACCAGCUCCCUCGGCCUCCGCGGCCAGACCGCUGCCUCUCUCCAGGCUUUCAAGAAGAGGAACGAUGAUGCCCGUCGCAAGGUUCAGCUUCUGUCCGAACAGCCCCAGACCAUCGACUUCGCCCACUACCGCAAGGUCCUGAAGAACCAGGCCAUUGUCGACGAGAUCGAGAACCAGUUCAAGACCUUCAAGCCCGCCACCUACGAUGUUUCCCGUCAGCUGAAGGCCAUCGAUGCUUUCGAGAGCCAGGCUGUUCAGAGCGCUGAGGAGACCAAGGGCAAGGUUGAGGCCGAGCUCCGCAGCCUUGAGAAGACUCUCGAGAACAUCGAGACUGCCCGGCCAUUCGAUGAGCUCACUGUGGAUGAGGUUGCCUCUGCCCAGCCCGAAAUUGAUGAGAAGACCGCCUCUAUGGUCAGCAAGGGCCGCUGGAUGCCGGCUGGUUACAAGGAGCGCUUCGGCGAUAUGUCUGUUGUCUAAACUAUCAGCAUUAUCUGUCAUUUUACGCCUCUUUUCUCCUUCGACCAGUGUCAUCACACGAUGGGAUUUUCUUUUGUCAAGCAUGUUGGCCAGCUAGGAUACCCUUUGCGUCUGGCAGUGUGAACUUGGUUGUGGGACGUGUAUAGAAACAAUGUGCAAUUUAGAAGAUGGUUUCCUACAUUAACCAACAGCCUUGUUCUCUUUUUUUUAUUGCUUCCGUAAACGAUGUUCAACCCGUCGAUGAAUACUGCGAGGGAGUCCUCUUCUAUUCUAUAGCACUAGUGGAUUGAAAAUUCCUACCAUCUGGUCUUCUCUAUCGCA